Theobroma umbraticum is the source of this 1843-nucleotide messenger RNA. It is a transcript of the gene IQD21, whose product is annotated as IQ-domain 21. Lineage: Eukaryota; Viridiplantae; Streptophyta; Magnoliopsida; Malvales; Malvaceae. The record is from RefSeq and is a predicted model, not a curated record. Gene Ontology annotation, molecular function: protein binding.
GAUCGCGCGGGUCGCUGCAGCAGUUGUUCUUUCUCUUUCUAACUCCAAAUUGAUAAAACUCUAUGCUCUCUUCUCUCUUCUCUCUCCAUAUCACCUUAUUUUCUCUUUUUCAGUUUCUUUUCCACAGCAAAAGUGUGAAGUAAUUUCCUUCUGGAAUACAUGGAAAAUGAUAGAGAGAAAACAUGACAAGAAUUCAAGCCAACUGAUUACAUAUCAGCUUGCCGUUCUCGUCUCAGCUCCUGUUUUCGCCGGAGAUGGGGAAGAAAGGGAGUGGAUGGUUCUCGACGGUGAAGAAAGUGUUCAAAUCAUCUUCUAAGGACUUGCCUGAGAAAAAGAAAGUUAAUAAUGUGGAGAAAUGGCCAAAUGAGGCCCCGGAAGUAGUGUCAUUUGAACAUUUUCCGGCGGAGAGUUCACCGGACAUCACAAAUGAUGAGAGUGCGACGUCAACUCCUUUGCAUGAAGAUAGGAGCCAUGCCAUUGCUGUGGCCGUGGCAACUGCUGCUGCUGCAGAAGCUGCUGUCGCAGCAGCUCAAGCUGCAGCUAAAGUGGUUCGAUUGGCUGGUUAUGGACGCCACUCUAAGGAAGAAAGAGCUGCAACCCUCAUACAGUCGUAUUACAGAGGCUACCUGGCACGGAGAGCUUUGCGUGCUUUGAAGGGACUGGUGAGGUUACAGGCACUAGUGAGAGGCUAUAAUGUGCGCAAACAAGCACAAAUGACAAUGCGGUGCAUGCAAGCAUUAGUACGGGUGCAGGCAAGAGUUCGAGCUCGUAGGCUGCAGCUAACUCAUGAGAAGCUUCAGAAGAGAGUGGACGAAGAUGAGGAAGAAAUACGAGGAAUGGAUGAGCUGGAACGAAAGCCAAGGAGCCCGUUGAGGAAAUACGACGGUUGGGAUGGUGGGCAUCAAAGUUCGGAGAAAGUCAAGGAAAGUGCUUCAAAGAAACAUGAUGCUGUGAUGAGAAGAGAAAGAGCCCUUGCUUAUGCCUAUAGCUAUCAGCAGCAACAGCAACAUCAGCAACAGCCGCAGCAGCAUCAACAACACCUCAUGCAGCCACAGCCCAAUGGCAAGGAUGUUAACCUCUACCUUAACGAGCGAGAGAAGGCGCAAUGGGGUUGGAAUUGGCUCGAGCGUUGGAUGUCAUCGCAACCAUACCAUGCCCGUCAACUAGGCCUUCAAGAGGGUUCUUACAUGACACUACCCACCACCGCUACAACUACCACCACCACUGAUAACAUGUCUGAGAAGACUGUUGAAAUGGACGUUGUGACACAAAUGGAGUCAAGCCCAUAUUCCACUCAGCAGCAGGAGCCACAAUCAGGCUCGAAUAAUGUCCCCAGCUAUAUGGCCCCAACCCAAUCUGCCAAGGCCAAGGUGCGAAGUCAAGGCCCCGUCAAGCAGCAACGUGGAUCAUAUGUACCCCAAUGGAACCCAUCAACAAAGAAAGCAUCAAAUUGUGAUUCCUCGAGUUCAGGUGGGGGAACCACAAUCUACCAGGCCCCUAGGAGCCCUGGCCCAAAGAACAACUGUGCCCGCGUACCGUCUAGACGGCUCGGAGGCUGUAGCCCGGAAGCCGCUGGUGGAGAGGAUUGGAGGUUGCCUAUUGGCAGUCAUGGCUGGUGAUAUGAUUUUCGCAGAUUGUGUUUGAGAACUGGCGCUAUAAGUGUGAUAUGGAUAUUUUGUUAUAUGUUAAUAUGUUGUUAUUUAUUGCUCUUUCAUUCAUGACUUUAGUGAUGUCAUAAAACUGCCAACUCUGGAGGCUUUGUGAUAGUAUUUGUUUGUCCAGUUCUAUAUUAAGUACACUGAUGUAUUAUUAUUCUUUUUUAUAGGAUGGAUUGAUUGAUUGA